AUGAAUCGGAGCGAUCGCAGCUUGAUGGAUUUACCAUUGGAGAUCCAUUUAUCAUUGCUAGAGUACGUGCCUAAUGAACUUCGUGCUGUCAAUAAAUACUUUUACGUUUUGCAUAACCAUAGUUAUAAGGAGAAGAGUUUGGCAUGGAUAGCCGAGGACAACUAUAUAUGGGCCGUUGUCAAAAAUUCAUUAUGUUUAUAUGUCAAGAGUUUGGACCCACUUCGGCAGCAUUCCAGAGAGAUCAUUAAAGGCACGGCAGAACCGGGUACUAAUGUGCCCCUGUGCAUGACUAAAUACAUCGCAGAUUCGUGGUAUAUUGUAUACAAUGCACUACAAUAUCCUGGAAAGAUAAUUAAUAUGGAAUGGGACAAAUAUACCGAAAAUCAAGACUUAACUGCGGUGGAUUCCAGCAGUAACUUUGGUAGUCGGCCCAAGGAAAGAACUCUCAUGCAGUCAUUGACAGCUUUACCUGUUAACUUUUGGUCCAGAAGGAAAGACGAGCCUACGCCAGUAAACGUCUGGUUUUAUGUGAAAAAUGCGCACGUUGCCAGAUAUAUACCGAAAAUUAUUACGGAAAUAGGUAUAUGCAACUAUGGGCCGAAGCAGAUCGUGGCAAGCGCAGGAUAUAUCAACGAAUUGAUAACAUCUGAAGGAAUAUACUGUGUCAACCUAGGACAUCUUCCUAGACUAUACGAUGAACAAAUUUUUGAGGGCACUGGAACGACGCAUCUUCCCUUGGAACUGAAAGCCAUUGAUAGGACAGAUUCAGACGUUUGUGUCAAUGGUGAUUUAGUACUAUUGGGUUAUGACUUUAUUCCGUAUCAGAUAUCGAAACCCUGGUUGCUCUUCAGAAUUGAGCAGCUAAAUGGCAUUGAAGCAAUCUUCAACUAUAGUGAAUGUUCUUUUUCAUACCAGUUUGCGUGGAGUUUGGCCUGCUUGCAAUCUGGAGAAAAAAUUUCAUUUCCUAAGGAUACAAUAAGCGGGCACGGUUUACCCUAUAAGCCAUCCAAAUUGAUAAGAAUUUUUGUCUAUAAGCAUCCGGAACAAAAACAAGACCUUGAUCAAGAAGUAGCAUUCCCCAACUGGAAUACUCCUUAUCUUCGAAGAUGA
Saccharomyces paradoxus is the source of this 1110-nucleotide messenger RNA. It is a transcript of the gene UCC1, whose product is annotated as Ucc1p. The coding region runs from base 1 to 1110 and encodes 369 amino acids. The transcript has a single exon. Lineage: Eukaryota; Fungi; Ascomycota; Saccharomycetes; Saccharomycetales; Saccharomycetaceae. The record is from RefSeq and is a predicted model, not a curated record.